Molecule: messenger RNA, 1563 nt
Organism: Lachancea thermotolerans CBS 6340
Lineage: Eukaryota; Fungi; Ascomycota; Saccharomycetes; Saccharomycetales; Saccharomycetaceae
Gene: NUG1
Product: RNA-binding GTPase NUG1
Exons: 1
Coding region: 1-1563 (520 amino acids)
Cellular component (GO): nucleolus
Molecular function (GO): GTP binding
Source: RefSeq, a predicted model, not a curated record
AUGAAGGUGAGAAAGCGUAGUUCCAAAAGAACCUCCACUCGCAUGAGGGAGGGUAUCAAGAAGAAAGCCGCCGCUCAACAUAGAAAGGAAAGGAAGUUGGCUAAAAAAGAUCCGACAUGGAAGUCAAACAAGAAGCGCGAUCCAGGCAUUCCUGCAAGCUUCCCAUACAAGAAUAAAAUUCUGGAAGCUAUUGAAGUCAGGAAAGCUCAGGAGGCUGAAGAAAAACUUGCAAACUUGCAGCGCAAGCUGGAGGAGAAGCAGAGAGCGGCCGAAAGUGGGGAAAUUAUCAUGGACGAAAUGGAAGACGAUGAGGGUGGAGAGUCCGACCUUACGGCGCUUGUCGAGUCUGCCCAACAAGCAGCCGCUGAGUUCAAUGGUGAGAACGGCGUUGAUCAAGAAAGCUCUGAGCCACAAGAAGUUGUCGAAUACGAUAUUGAUUUUUUCGCUGGCGAUAGUGAAUCCACCACAGAGCUUGAAAAGUCCAGAAAGGCUUACGACAAGAUUUUCAAGACUGUAGUGGACGCCUCAGAUGUGAUUUUGUACGUUUUGGAUGCGCGCAAUCCAGAGGGAACAAGGUCGAGAAAGGUUGAACAGGCAGUGCUUCAAAGCCAGGGCAAAAGAUUGAUUUUGAUUUUGAACAAGGUCGAUCUGAUUCCUCCAUUCGUACUGGAACAGUGGCUGGCUUUUUUGAAAUCGAGUUUCCCAACUAUUCCUCUUAGAGCAGCACCAGGUGCUACUAACGCAUCCUCAUUCAAUAAAAAGCUCAGUCAAAGCGGCACUGCAGCCGCUCUCCUGGAAUCUUUGAAGACUUACGCAAAUAACUCGAAUUUCAAGAGGUCCAUUGUUGUGGGUGUGAUCGGCUACCCCAACGUCGGAAAAUCUUCUGUCAUAAACGCAUUGACUUCACGGAGGGGCGGAUUUUCGAAGGUUUGUCCUGUAGGGAACCAGGCAGGUGUUACCACAUCUCUGCGAGAAGUCAAAAUCGAUAAUAAACUAAAGAUUCUCGACUCUCCAGGUAUCUGCUUCCCUAGCGACACGGGGAAAAAGACCAAGAAGGAACAAGAAGCUGAGCUAGCUUUAUUGAAUGCUUUACCCGCAAAGCACAUUGUCGACCCAUAUCCAGCUGUUUUGAUGCUCGUGAAGAGGCUUUCCAAAUCUGAGGAAAUGACCGAAGCCUUUAAGCGGUUAUACGACUUGCCACCCAUUCCAGCUGCUGAUGCUAACUCCUUCACUAAGCAGUUCUUGAUUCAUGUUGCUCGUAAAAGAGGUCGGAUUGGCAAGGGCGGUAUCCCAAAUUUGAGCAGUGCUGGUAUAUCCGUUUUGAACGACUGGAGAGACGGGAAGAUCUUGGGCUGGGUAUUGCCUAAUUCUUCUAAAGACGGCUCUCACAAUGAGGCGUCCACCGGCGGCUCUGCUAUUGAGUCUAAAAAAGCGCCUCAAAGGGUUGAGCAAACUUCAGUUGUGUCUGAGUGGUCGAAGGAGUUUGAUCUUGAUGGCUUGUUUGCUUCGCUAGAUAACGCAGUAGCGAAUGAAAACCAGAAUGGAGACGCUGAUAUGAACUGA